Bombina bombina (fire-bellied toad) is the source of this 4638-nucleotide messenger RNA. RefSeq names its product TBC1 domain family member 1 (gene TBC1D1). The record is from RefSeq and is a predicted model, not a curated record. NCBI's taxonomy places the organism in Eukaryota, Metazoa, Chordata, Amphibia, Anura, Bombinatoridae. Bases 297 to 3878 code for a protein of 1193 amino acids. The transcript is spliced from 20 exons.
AUUUCUGGUCUAGUAACCUUGACAGAAACUUCUACACAAGCUGAACUGUGUGUCAGUGUAAUGAGGACAUUACAGGGCGGCUUUACAACCAGGCCCAGCAAGAGCUGUCUUGUACUAAGGUCGGCAACAAAAAUGGUUUCAGGGUUUCUUUCUUUACUCUUCCCCUGUAAGUAAUUAUGGAUUAUAAGAAGAAAAAAACAAAGAAACAUAUAAUGUCGUUGUUGAAAUGAAAGCUAUUCUUCAAGAUUCUUAUUCUUAUUGGAAGUUUAUCAUUUACAUUAUUUAUCACCAUCAGGAUGGAUAAAGUAUCAUGUAAAACAUCAAAACAACCAGCACCCAAUGUUGCUGUUUUAGAAUUUAGCCUGCAGCUGGUUGGAUCAUUAACAGUAAAUUCCUUGACUACGAUGCCCAUGCUUCCUUGGGUAGUUGCGGAGAUUAAGAGAAGAAGCCUUCAGAAACCCAAGAGUUUACAAAACAAUGAUCAGAUUAGGCUAUAUGUAUCAUCUACACGUAUUAGCUGUGAACCAGACCCAGGAAAAAACCAUCAGUGGGAUCCAUUGUUUUGCUCAAGCAUCUUUGAGUAUAAACCACAGUUCAUUCAGAAGCUGAUUCACAACAGUCACGACCCUAGUUAUUUUGCUUUUCUUUUAAAGGAAGACAGUACUAUAACUGAACAAAGCACGUGCUAUGUAUUCCGAUCUGAUGACCAGUCUAAAGUGCCUGAGAUAAUUGGCUCUAUCAGGCAAGCAGGAAAAUUAGCACGUCAAGAGGAGAUUCAGUCUCAUCUAUAUGAUGUGGAUGAUGCCUUUUCCAAAAAGUUUGAGGUUUUGUUUUGCGGCCGUGUGAUUGUGGCCCAGAAAAAUGCCCCUCCUUGUCUAAUAGACGAAUGCAUUGACAAGUUUAAUCACAUUAGUUGUACCAAAAAAAAGGAACUUGAGUCACAGCCUGAAACCAACAUUGGAAUAUUUUUGAGUGAAAAAUUUCGAUCCGUCUUCCAGUCAACAGUUAACGAAGAUGACAAGAACAAGCCAAUCCGCAAAUCUUUCUCCCAGCCAGGGCUGCAGACUACAGCUUCUUUUACAAAAGAAUGGAAGGACGGACGAUGCAGCCUUCCUUGUUCCUUUGAUGCAGAUGAAAUUUCUUUGGAUAUAAAGAACCAGAAUGGGGAGGGGGGGAACUAUGUGCAACCGACCGACAUGGAGCAGAACCAGACUAUGCUUUUCACGAUCGGUCAGUCAGAGGUUUACCUCAUCAGCCCUGAUACAAAGAAAAUUGUGUUUGAAAAAAGCUUUAAGGAGAUAUCAUUUUGUUCUCAGGGAAUCCAACAUGUAGACCACUUUGGGUUUAUUUGCAGAGAACCUUUGCACAAUGGAGGCUGCCAUUUUGUUUGCUAUGUAUUUCAGUGUACAAAUGAAGCACUGGUGGAUGAGAUCAUGCUGACGCUGAAGCAGGCCUUUAGCGUGGCUGCCGUGCACCAGAGUACCAAGACACAAAUUCAGCUGUGCGAUGCGUGUCCCAUGCAAUGCAUGCAUAAACUCUGUGAAAAAAUUGAAGGGCUUCCUCCAUCAAAAACAAAACUUGAAUUGCAAAAGCACCUUACAGUUCUAAACAAUCAGGAGCAAGCAGCCAUCUUUGAGGAAGUACAGAAAGUUCGUCCACGAUCUGAGCAGAAAGAAAAUGAGCUGAUCAUAUCCAAGCUUAGAAGUCUUUACGAAGAGAAACAAAGAGACCACACUCACAUUUUUGAACCAAAGAAGGUUUCUCAAAUAUCCGAUAAUGCACUAAAUGAGCUGCCUUGCAAUGCUCCAAGGUUCAGACUUGAAAGGCUGACGAGUAAGGCCAAGCGGUCGCUGACAGAGUCUUUAGAAAACAUUUUAUCAAGAGGUACUAGAAGUCGAAGUCAGCAGGAAAGCUCUGGGAGCAUAGAUGAUGAGAGUAUGGCAUGUUCUCCUAUAAAUUACAGCAGUAAGGACUCUUCACUGUGUGAAACAGAACCUGAAACACCUCCUGAUCUGCAUCCAAAGACCCAUGGAUCCAUGGGAGACUUGUCGAAGGACCCAGAAAACAAUCUCUGUGAACAUCCUGGUGAAUUAUCUCAUCAAAGCUUCCGUCGCCGGGCAAACACAUUGACUCAUGUCCCUGUCACAGCCAAGGAAUUUCCAGAGCCAAUUCAGAAAUCACCAUCUGUUUCACAGAGAAAGCUUAUGAGGCAUCACUCUGUGAGCACCGAGACACCGCACAAAAGAAAUUGGCUUCCAGAGUUUAAACCAAGUCUACAAAAGACCAUGACUGAGUUUUUGACGGCUAUCCCCAAACCCAGUAAGCGAAAAUCAGGAGAUUUACCUCACGCCACCUGUAAUACGCAGUGUUGUAUUCCCCAGGCUCAUUUACCACCAAGCUUACAAAGUUUUGACUCGGCUGAGUCUCUUUCUGAGGAUCGUACAGAACUGGGUGACAUUGUUCCCAGAUCCCCAUUACAGCCUGUUUGUGAAGACAGCAUAUUUGGCACUGCAGUAUCUGUAAGACACCGGACGCCAGAAGAGCUGCGAGAGCUUUGGAAGAAGGCGAUUAUACAGCAAAUUCUGCUCUUAAGGAUGGAAAAAGAAAACCAAAAACUGCAAGCUUCUGAAAGUGACUUGCAAAAUAAACGCCUAAAACUUGAUUAUGAAGAAAUUACUCCAUGUUUGAAAGAUGUGACUUUAGUAUGGGAGAAAAUGCUGAACACGCCUGGAAGAUCAAAGAUUAAGACUGACAUGGAAAAAAUUCAUGCAGCUGUUGGUCAAGGAGUACCAAGACACCAUCGUGGGGAAAUUUGGAAGUUUUUGGCAGAGCAAUAUCAGCUACGACAUCAGAUGCCAAGUAAAAAUCUAUUACAGGACAUCCCGUACAAAGAACUACUAAAGCAACUGACCACUCAGCAGCAUGCAAUACUGAUUGAUCUGGGACGCACCUUCCCAACACACCCAUAUUUCUCGGCCCAGCUGGGAGCAGGACAGCUGUCGUUGUAUAACAUUUUAAAGGCCUAUUCCUUGCUUGAUCCUGAAGUGGGUUACUGCCAAGGGCUUAGCUUUGUUGCUGGAAUUCUUCUGCUUCACAUGAGCGAAGAGGAUGCAUUUAGAAUGCUAAAGUUUCUGAUGUAUGACAUGGGCCUCAGGAAACAGUAUCGCCCUGACAUGAUCACUCUGCAGAUUCAAAUGUACCAGCUGUCACGGUUACUUCAUGAUUAUCACAGAGAUCUGUAUAACCAUCUGGAAGAGUAUGAGAUUGGACCCAGUCUUUAUGCUGCCCCCUGGUUUCUCACCAUGUUUGCCUCUCAGUUCCCUCUAGGCUUUGUGGCCAGAGUCUUUGAUAUGAUUUAUCUUCAGGGAUCAGAAGUGAUUUUUAAGGUUGCUCUCAGUUUGCUUGGUAGCCAUAAGCCUUUAAUUUUACAACAUGAAAACCUCGAGUCCAUUGUUGAAUUUAUAAAAAAUACUCUUCCAAAUCUGGGCCUGGUGCAAAUGGAAAAAACUAUAAACCAAGUAUUUGAGAUGGACAUUUCAAAACAGCUUCAAGCCUAUGAAGUGGAAUACCACGUGCUUCAAGAUGAACUCAUUGAUUCAUCUCCUCUCAGUGACAAUCAAAGAAUAAAUAAGUUAGAAAAGGCAAAUAAUACCUUACGCAAACAGAACUUUGACCUAUUGGAAGAGUUGCAGGUAUCACAUGGAAGAAUUCAAAUGUUAGAAUCUACCAUAGAAAGUUUACAAAGCAAUGAAGUCAAAUUGAAGCAGUCUUUGCUGACUUUAGAACUGGAGCGUUCAGCUUUACUUGAUACAAUCAAAGAACUUAGAUGUCAAAUAAAAAAACCGAAUGAGGACUCUAUUUUUACUGAGACAAAAUGAACUACAAAGUGAAUGGACAUGAACUAUUUCAUGACUUGCACAGGAUAAAUCACAGCACAGCAAUCAUACCCAGUAUUGGGUCGCAUGACUUUUUUAUAGCGUUAUUAGUAUUGCAUACAUAUUCUUCAAGAAAUAUAUCAAUGAUGCACCAUGGAUGAUGAAAUCCAGUUUACAAUAAUCUUGCUUCUUAGGAAGAAUUCAUAACACACACAUUUGGAAUGUUAAAAACAUUGUAAUAUAUAUGUAUAUUUUUAUUUUAACGUUUUAGGUGUUACACAUCCAACUUCUAUUUUAUUAUUGACAUGCAGAAUAUUUUUAUAUAAAUGUAGCAAGGGGGGAUGAAGGUAAUGGGAUUUCAGUAUAAUUUGGAUAAUGGAAAACAUUUUUUCAUCAGGCGUUUUGCUACAUUGUAAAAAGUGUGCAACCUUUGCACUGCCGGCCCGUACAAGUAUGAACAUUAGCAAUUUAUACUUUUAUUGAUUUUACAGCAUCGUAUUUUUAGAUCUAUUUGCAAUAGUUUUUAUGAGUAAGACUCAGGUUUAACUUUUCUUCUUUUUUUUUGGCUGCUGUGUUUUUAUAUUAUUAUUGAAAUAAUGCUUCAUUUCAUCAGCUUGCUGUAUUAUCUACUAAACAUUCACUGUAGCUCUUGUUUAAGUUAUAUUGAGGUGUUUUUUUCCUCACCAGACAAAUAAUUGUUAAAUUAUAUACAUUUAAUCUGGUUUCAUGUUCAUAAAAUAAACUCAUUCUUCUUAAAUUGUCA